UAAACUUCACCACGCCUACUACCUCUUACCUAUGCGUUUCUAUUUCCCACCAAAAACCGACGUCCUUUCAUUUCUUCUCCAAAACACUUUCUCAAGCUCUUCUAUGUUUAUCAACCCCCGGAAACCCUUCCCAUGUCCGUCUCCUCACUCCGGCGAGAAGCGGAUCAAGUAUUACUCCUCUUACCAUGAAAUACUCUUAGUCGGCGAGGGAGAUUUCUCUUUCUCUCUCUCUUUGGCCAUGUCUUUUGGCUCUGCUUCCAAUAUCCUCGCCACUUCUCUCGACUCCUAUGACGACGUGGUGACGAGGUACAAGAAUGCGAGGUUAAAUUUGACGAUUCUGAAUGGUUUGGGUGCGUCUGUUUUGCAUGGAGUCGAUGCGACUAAAAUGAAGUAUCAUACCGACUUACAUAUGCGGAAAUUUGAUCGGAUCAUCUUCAAUUUCCCCCACGCUGGUUUCUUUGGAAGAGGGGACAGUCAUUUAAUGAUUCGGAUUACCCUGGAUAUCACAACAAGAGAGGGCAGGGCAAUAGAUGUGAUUGCCCUUUCUUUUUGGGAUCAUCAACCCUGGUUGGAACCCGAAUAUUCUCGUGUACCGAAGUCCGUCAAUGCACAUCAUAGUAGAUUCAUGACAGGAAUGCUCGACAGUAUGUCAAACCAGAAUGUCUAUUGGCCGAGAAAUUUGAGGUCUAAUUUUGGUGAGAAAACUGUGAGAUCAGAUGCAAGAACCAUUCCACGAUUAUUCCACUAUCUGUAA
Molecule: messenger RNA, 754 nt
Organism: Cucumis sativus (cucumber)
Lineage: Eukaryota; Viridiplantae; Streptophyta; Magnoliopsida; Cucurbitales; Cucurbitaceae
Exons: 4
Coding region: 32-754 (240 amino acids)
Biological process (GO): rRNA base methylation
Cellular component (GO): cytoplasm
Molecular function (GO): rRNA (uridine-N3-)-methyltransferase activity
Source: RefSeq, a predicted model, not a curated record